Molecule: messenger RNA, 4984 nt
Organism: Hipposideros armiger (great roundleaf bat)
Lineage: Eukaryota; Metazoa; Chordata; Mammalia; Chiroptera; Hipposideridae
Gene: PTPRC
Product: protein tyrosine phosphatase receptor type C
Exons: 34
Coding region: 361-4086 (1241 amino acids)
Biological process (GO): protein dephosphorylation; negative regulation of protein kinase activity; T cell receptor signaling pathway
Molecular function (GO): protein tyrosine phosphatase activity; protein binding
Source: RefSeq, a predicted model, not a curated record
CUGACAUCACUGCCUAGCAGCUCGUGUAGCUGGCAAGUGGUUUGCUCUUAGGGUGACAGAGGAGGAAACUGCUCCCCGUCUGAUAAGACGACAGGGAAGAAAGGACGCAUGCUGUGUCACAGGAGUACGGCUGAUUCUCAGAUAUGACGAUGUAUGUGUGGCUAAGACUUCUGGCAUUUGGCUUUGCCCUUCUGGACAUAGGCAUGUCUGGGACAGCAGGGACCCUGUCUCUUUGGCCCAAGACUGUGUCCUCCUUUCAGUCUCCUGUAGAAGGUCAUGGUUCCUGUCGCUCCCCUCAGAGAAUGGAUGCUGUUGACAUCUGCAAGUUAAGCUAACACGUCUAACACUUCCAAGCCUGGAAUGGACGCAUCAGAAAAGCCCAGCACUUGGCCUCUAAGUGCUGCCUUACCUGCCCGCACCACCCCAUCCUCACCCGCAAGCAUCUCUGAACGAGGCAGUAACUCCUCAGAGACCACGCCACAUCUUGGGCAAGGCAGUGCAUCCACAGACGUGUCCCCCAGCUCUUUGGGUGUUACGCCAGCACCGACGUCGCCCCUUGCCACGCAUGCAUCGCAAGCACCCUCUGUCGGAUCUGACACUCAGACACCCAGCCUCAAGGCUUCUUUCUCUCCACCCACCCUGGCUCCGGGCACGAAUGAGACAUCAGGUGUCCCAGCAGAGGCGAUCCUAUCCAGCCCCCGCCCCCCGUCAGCAGCCACCCCCAGCUCUGCACACAGCAGCCCGGCUGCCUUACCUGCACGCACCUCCAGCACCAGCGCAGACAACUCCUCAGAUUCCAAUGGCUCUACAGCAACAACUGAUCAGACCUCCAUGCCCACAACAACAGUUCCCACUACAACUAAGCAAUCAUGUGGUGACAAGUAUGCAAAUAUUUCUGUGACUUACCAUUAUGACGAUGGCACUAGAUUAUUUAGUGCAGAACUAAAAGUUGCUGGCGAAGUAAAAAACUACACGUCCUCUGACCUAGCAGCGUGUAACAUUACCAAUGUUACUAUACUUGAUGACUCAUGCAGCCCUCCUGAAAAAAGUUUAGAAUUAUAUGUACCACCAGAUCCUGCAAGUUUUCAGUUACGUGACUGUGUACAGCCGGAAAAGGCAAAUACUUCCAUUUGUUUAACUUGGGAAGAAACCAAAACCAAUGAGUUUACUUGUGAUAAAAAGAAAUUUCGUUAUACAUUUAAAUGUGGUAAUAUUACUCAAAAUGAAGAGAAAUUUGAAUUAGAUGGCUUUAAACCCAAUGAAAAAUAUAAUUGUACUUCAGAAAUAGUCUAUAAUGGCUAUAAAGUUACUGAAAAAAAGAAAACUAUUAAAACAGAUUUUGGAACUCCAGACCAGCCUCAGAAUUUGACAUGCCUUGUUCAAAAUGAGAAUUUCACCGUGGUUACCUGGGAACGUCCUUCAAAUAUUUUCCAUAAUUAUAUUCUUUGUAGUAAUGCUUCAGGUCCACCAUACAAUCUGGAUGCGAGCAUGACCCAACAUAAUUUGUCAAAUCUGACUCCUUAUACAUAUUAUGAAGUAUCAUUACUUGCCUACGUCGAAGGGAAAGUGCGACGUAAUGGAUCUGCUGUCAAAUGCCAAUUUCAAACAAAUGCAGCACCGUCAGGCGUGGUCAAGAACUUAAAGGUUUUGCUGGUGUCGGAUAACAGUGUGAAUGUGACCUGUGAGCAGCCUGAGCACUUAAACGGCCCCAACACAGGCAGCUAUCAUUUGAAAGUCAAAACCGGGACCAAGCUUGAAGGACAAGACAAGAACAAAAGGUGCAAUUUCCAUGUAAAAGAUCUUUACUAUUCGACAUCAUACACGUUUGAGGUCUCUUAUAACAACGGGAAAUUUCCUGGAGUACAAGAGAGUGUUUCUCAAUCAACAAAUUAUAAUUCUAAAGCAUUGAUUAUAUUCCUGGUAUUUCUCAUCAUUGUGACAUCACUUGCUCUGCUCAUUGUUCUCUAUAAAAUCUAUGAUCUGCAUAAGAAAAGGUCCAGCAACUUAGAUGAACAACAGGAACUUGUUGACAGGAAUGACGAAAGGCAGCUGAUGAACGUGGAACCUAUCCUUGCUGACGGUUUGCUGGAAACUUACAAGAGGAAGAUAGCUGAUGAGGGAAGGCUCUUUCUGGCUGAAUUUCAGAGUAUUCCACGGGUGUUCAGCAAGUUUUCCAUCAAAGAGGCUCGAAAAUCUUUCAACUUGAAUAAAAACCGCUAUGUUGACAUUCUUCCCUAUGAUUAUAACCGCGUGGAGCUGUCUGAAAUCAACGGGGACGCGGGGUCAAACUACAUCAAUGCCAGCUACAUCGACGGUUUCAAAGAGCCCAGGAAGUACAUUGCUGCACAAGGUCCCAGGGAUGAGACUGUUGAUGACUUUUGGAGGAUGAUCUGGGAACAGAAAGCCACGGUUAUUGUCAUGGUCACUCGAUGUGAAGAAGGAAACAGGAACAAAUGUGCAGAGUAUUGGCCAUCGAUGGAAGAGCGCGCCCGGGAGUAUGGCGAUGUGAUGGUGAAGAUUCAUGAGUAUAAAAGAUGCCCAGAUUAUAUCAUUCAGAAGUUCAACAUCACAAAUAAAAGAGAAAAGGCAACUGGGAGAGAGGUGACCCAAAUUCAGUUCACCAGCUGGCCGGACCAUGGGGUUCCCGAGGACCCUCACCUGCUCCUCAAGCUGCGCCGGAGAGUGAACGCCUUCAGCAACUUCUUCAGCGGCCCCAUCCUGGUGCACUGCAGCGCUGGGGUCGGACGCACGGGCACCUACAUUGGCAUUGACGCCAUGCUGGAAGGCCUGGAGGCCGAGGGCAAGGUGGAUGUCUAUGGCUACGUGGUCAAGCUCAGGCGGCAGAGGUGCCUGAUGGUUCAAGUAGAGGCCCAGUACAUCUUAAUCCAUCAGGCCUUGGUGGAAUACAACCAGUUUGGAGAAACAGAAAUGAGCUUGUCUGAAUUCCACUCGUGUCUGUCCAACAUGAAGAAAAGGGAUCCCCCCAGUGAGCCGUCGCCUCUGGAGGCCGAAUUCCAGAGACUCCCCUCAUAUAGGAGCUGGAGGACACAGCACAUUGGAAAUCAAGAAGAAAACAAACGUAAAAACAGGAAUUCUUCCAUCAUUCCAUAUGACUUUAACAGAGUGCCACUGAAGCAUGAGCUGGAAAUAAGCAAAGAAAGUGAACACGAUUCGGACGAAUCUUCCGAGGAUGACAGUGACACAGAGGAGAGCAGCAAAUACAUCAACGCAUCUUUCAUAAUGAGCUACUGGAAACCUGAAGUGAUGAUUGCCGCUCAAGGGCCACUAAAAGAGACCAUUGGUGACUUUUGGCAGAUGAUUUUCCAAAGGAAAGUCAAAGUCAUUGUUAUGCUGACAGAGCUGAAGAAUGGAGACCAGGAGGCCUGUGCUCAGUACUGGGGAGAAGGAAAACAGACGUAUGGAGACGUAGAAGUUGAUAUGCAAGAGACCAACAUUUCUCCAGCUUAUACCCUCCGUGUGUUCGAACUGAGACAUUCCAAGAGGAAAGAGCCCCGCACUGUGUACCAGUACCAGUACCACAACUGGAAGAAGGAGCAGCUUCCCACAGAGCCCGGAGAGCUAAUCUCCAUGAUUCAGGCUCUCAAACAAAAACUUCCCACGAGGAAUUCCGCCGAAGGAGGGAACAAGUAUCACAAGAGUGCUCCUCUCCUGGUUCACUGCAGAGAUGGCUCUCAGCAAGCAGGAAUGUUUUGUGCUUUGUUAAACCUCUUGGAAAGUGCGGAAACAGAAGAAGUGGUAGAUGUUUUCCAGGUAGUCAAGUCUCUACGCAAAGCCAGGCCGGGAAUGGUCUCCACAUUUGAGCAAUACCAGUUCCUGUACGACGUCAUCGCUAGCACCUACCCUGCCCAGAACGGACAAGUCAAGAAAAACACCAAACAAGAAGAUAAAGUUGAAUUUGAUAAUGAAGUGGACAAAGCAAAACAGGAUGCUAAUUGUGUGAGUCCAGUUGGUGCCUCAGAGAAGACCCAGGAAGGAAACAAGGCAGAGGAAGCGUCCAGUGGCCCCGAGGGGCCCGAACACUCUGCCAAUGGCCCAGCGAGUCCAGCUUUGACUCGAAGUGAAUAAGAAAAGACACAGACGGGGCGGCUCACAGCCGCCUAGGAAAUGUUAUUUCUAUUUUUCUAGAAGUAGGAGGGAAAAAUACAAAGUGGAUUCAUGAGUGCCCUUGGACCAAUAUUGGUGGGAAGCUUUCAUUUUACUGUAGAAAAUAUUUAAGACAGUUAUGCUACAAUGUUUUGUACAGUCUCCUGCUUAUUUUAAAAUUUUAUCUUAUCAGUCAGCAAUAAGGUACCUUCUUUGUAGUCUUUACAUGUGUAUGUGCGUGUGGUAGGGGUGAGAGAAGAUGUUUUCAAGUGUGCCCUGUUUUAAAAGAAAAAACUAUUUCUACUGGAAAUAUUAACUUAGUUUAAAGCAUCUAUUUUUUUUAAAUCAUAAAUUGUCUGUGCUCUGGGUAAGGAUAACAUGUACAUUUCUAGAAUGACCUCAAGAUGUCCUCCUUGUCCUCUUCAUAUAUCUCUCUCAUAGCUCAUUAUUUUACUUCUAGAAAUAGACAUAAAAGUGGUAUGUGUGUAGCGUUCCAAAAAGAAAGUUAACUAAAUUAACAUUUGGAAACCUUAUAUUCCAUCUGCUAGCAUUUAGUCCAGGUUCUUUUCAAGCUUAUUUAAUCUAAUUUAAAAAUUUCAAGCAAAACCUACCUUUUUAUCUUCAGAUGGUGUUUACAUUUUGCAACAAGGGUUAUUCUCUGAUACUUUGACCCAAAAUUAUGUUUGUUACAAUUGAACUUAAAUAAACUUCUUUAAAGAAAUGCAGUAUACAUUAAAUCCAUAAGAUAAAAAUAGAAUCAUGCAAAUGUAUUUGUGCUAAAUAUUUACAUAUGAAACCUAAUAUAGCUAUGUUUAUAGAAUAAAACAUUGACAUGAGGCAUAUACAUAUUCUCCAUAUUAAAGUUCAUCCUUGACUUUCA